Molecule: messenger RNA, 3433 nt
Organism: Colletes gigas
Lineage: Eukaryota; Metazoa; Arthropoda; Insecta; Hymenoptera; Colletidae
Exons: 5
Coding region: 1725-2411 (228 amino acids)
Source: RefSeq, a predicted model, not a curated record
GGAGGCAGUGAACUUUUAAUCCGAAACGGACGGUUAACAGUUCUUUCGGGACGGAGUACGCGAUUAGACGGGAAAAACGAAGAUCAAGGAGGAAGGUCCUUUCAGCAUGGCGUAGAACCGUCGCGAGGAUAUUCGUGAGAAAACACUGGAAACCAAACGUCCAGGUGGCUACCCCUUUAUCGUUCAAAACAGCGUCGAAUGAAACGCGAAGAAAGUGUACCAAAAACACUCAAUCACUAGGCAUCGAAGAAAAGAUGAUAUCCGAUCGUAGUUUGUAAAAUUUAAUCGCGAAACCGUGCCUUCGACAAGAGUGUAUUUCGUAAAAUUUUCCAAACGGAAAAAGAACGAGAUCGGUUAGGGGCGUGAUUCUAUUUGGCCAGAGCAACCUUUCGAAUUAAUAAUAAAUGGUGGUUCGGCCGGAACGAAAGCAAUCUCGAUUCCCGGUACGUACGAUCGGAGAAUAAGGAGUAUAGCGAAUCGUCGAGAUACUUCAUACACGUUUUGAUAAAAAAAAGUUCGCUCGAGGGAGAAGGUUCGUUCGUAACAGUGAAAGGGAACACGCCGGUAACGAUAAAUCGUUGCGUACGCUCGACGAGCGCAUAGUUAAUAGUAAAUAGAGCUUAAAUUUGAGAGAGAAUUCUAGAAAAAGGCUUGCAACAUUCGGUUACGGGAACUAUCGACCGGAGAAAAGAAAAUUUGUUUUCUAUCUACGAACGUUUGUAAUCAUCGUCGAGCAAAAAAAUUGCUGUAGAAAGAAGCUUAAGUACACGCCAAGAUCGCAGUUGAAAUUAGAAUGUUAUCGAACAAGCUCGACGAGUGGAAGAAAAUUUCCUUAAAAACGACGCGAAACUAGAGCGAGGGAUCAUUCUAUGCGGCCAUAAAACUUAUUGUCUGUCAAGAGAAAAUCAAAUACCGGGAGUCUGGAAAUCUCUGGAAUCCGGAGUUAAGUAGAACAUUGUACGAUUCGGUGAACGAUUCCAAAAGAAAGAGAGCCCAGCCUGCGAGGAAGGACUCUGUUUUUUUUUUACUCGACGAAAAGGAAUCCGACGAACGCAAGGUUUCCAAGGAAUUAAGCUUAAAUUCUGAAAAGAAACGAGGACGUUUGCGUUCGUUUAACGCCGAGAAAAAUAAUAACUGAUAAGAGAUAUCUUGAAACGAAAAUCCAAGUUGAGCAGAAUCGUGUAAAUGUGGUAUCGAGCUUAACUUUCCAAUAGAAAUACUUAUCCAUUGAACGGACUCCGUGUCGAAGGGGCAAGAUUCUGAAAGAAAGGAACUGUUCGGGAGGAAGGACUCCUCUCUCGUUUUUCAAAACGGUGGACAGCAAGACACGAAAAACGGCGAACCACUACGGCGUCCACUAUACGGGCUCGUACGCGUACAGCAACGGGGCACCGAGCGUGUACAGCAGCUAUCCGGCGAACGGCGGCUUCGCUCAACAUCAGCUCCAUGAAGACUACCGGCCGAUUUACUUUUACGUAGCGCAACCGUACACUAUACCGUACACGUUCGCGAGGAGACCCAGGCCGUCCUCUCUGCUCAGGCCGGGCAAACCUCGGAGCAACUGCCGCGUCAAGUUCUCCAAGAGGCUCGGUAACGCCGACUUCUCGCAGAAGGUGAAGCAGGGCGAGUUCUCCAGGAGUCUCAGCCAGGUCCACUUCGUCGAGAGCCAGGGACAAGUGAUCUCGAACUAUCCGAAGGCUGGUCCGACGUCGCGUGACCCAAGGAUGACGUCCAUGUUCCGUAGAGGCACGAUCUUCGCCACGUUUUUCCUGUCGUUGCUCGGCGGCGGCCUCGUGUGCGCCGCUCUUGUAACGCAACACUGGGUCGAGGCGCGACCCCUGAGGACACCAAACCCCCAGGAAAGCGCCGGCAGGGUUCACUUUGGCCUCCUUCAAGGAAAGAAAGAGUUGAACGUCGCGUACGGCUGGAGGACGUACCACAUCUCCGUGCCUGAGAUGAUCAGACAGGACCCAACGGUGAUGUCCUGGGGACUUUGGAUCAGCACUCUGACAACGACAUCGGCGGCCCUGGUCACCGCAGGCCUCGCAGCGCUUCUCGCCGUUUUGAACACGGCCACUUCGCCGAGGUCCAAAGUCCUCUCCGAUCCAGGGGUAUACUUCAUAAAUAUUUUAACGCUUUUAAUGUGCCUGGCGAGCACGAGCACUUGGCUGGCACAGUAUUACACGAAGCUGUACUUCAACGUGCUUCCGAAGGAGGACAUCGACAAUAUGUGGACCAGCGAGGGUUCUGCUGAGCUCGGUUAUUCGUUUUGGCUCGUCGUUUGCGCCGGCGCGGUGCAUUUGAUCAGCAUAGCGUUGGUCGGUUGGGGCUCGGGACGAGACAAAAUCGAACGCCUGGAAACGAUUCCGCCGCUGGAGGAGAAGACCGCCGCUGCAAUAAUGUUGUAUUAAAUCGCGGGAUGCUCGGGACGAUGGCUCGAAGCGAGAUCCAUUACAAAAAAAACAACGUUCGCGUCGCUGGCGCGAGCCAGGCCCAAUGUGAGUUGAGUUCCUAAGUGUUUACUGGCAUAUUUAGCGCCGUGUAGCGUCUCAAGAGCAAACACGUUAACGGAAUUAGCUUCGAAUCGUGGACGAAUGUUUUUAACGUAAGAUCAAAGUUCCAAUAAAAUUUUACGUAACAUUUGCACGUGGACUCGUUGCAACGUACGAAAGCAUGGAAAUUAUGAAAUUCACGAGCUCGACUACGAACGAUAAGAAAAAGUUCACGAAGCAACUAUUUUUGUAACGAUGUUGAUCCUUGGUCCCGACGUUUCGUUUAAAGACUGUGACCGCUGAGUGUUUUUGAUAGCCGUUAAAAUAAUCGUGAGUGGAUAUAAGAGAGUGUCGGUUGACGAGUGUUUCUGUUACAAAUGGACGACUUGUAGCGUGUGUGUUACGGUAUCGUUAAACUAUGUUACAAUUUCAAGUAAUAAAGUCGACAAGUGUCUCGACGACAUGGUUGCGACUCGUUCUAGCAUAAUAAUUUAAAUACUCUUGUUAGUUGUGUAUCUUUCGCGCGUUUUAAAUGCCCAUUUUCACGUUUAGAGAUUUUUUGUCUGAGAAACAUUUAGCAGCUUUACGCGAUACAAUUAAAAAUCAAAUACGUAAGAAAGAUAUCGUAUAUCUUGCCUUUUACGAGAGAGCUGGUAAAACGAUCGUCGUGUACUAUGGUUGGAUCAAAAUCUACUGGCCGCUCAAGGCUAUUGAAGGUGUGUGUCCCCUCCACCAUGUUAGUUAUGUCAGAAAACCUUGCGCAGCCAAGCCAGUUACCGACUGCAGUGCACAAUGUGUCGAUGAACAAGUCGAUUCACGACUUGGUGUUGUAGGGUGUAAAUAGAAACGGAGUUUGAUACUCUGUAGUGAUUUAUUUAUUACGUAGUAUCGUAAUUAUUAAAUAUACCAUAAAUGUAAUAAAACAAUUAAAAAAACAAAUA